ACCGAUGCUGCCAGACCUGCUGACUUUCUCCAGCAACUUCUGUUUUUGUUUUAUAAUACUUUGUUGUAUUGCAUUAACUGUAGCUCUUUCCUGAUACCGAAUUCUCACUUAUAACCACUAACACCUGAUUUCCCCCGAAUCACAUUGUGCACAUGCAUAACUUGGAAGAAUAAUCUGGGGAUUGAUGGAACAGUUCCACCUUCUGAGCGCAGAGCACCGAUAUUGGUCCUCCAGCCGGUGGUGGCGCUCCAGCGAGGUCAGUGCGUGUGCGUGACGUUGAACGUUCGCCCAACGUGGGCGGCGGUAACGCGCCUCGUGCCCGCGCCCCCCCUCACUAUGUUAUCGAAUGCUAAAGAUGGCGGAUUUCCUGCCGUCCCGCUCCCUCCUGGCCGCUUGUUUUCCGAGUUGCGUCCUCACCCAGCGAGAGGCCGAACAGCUCCGCAAGAGCAAGCAGAUCGACGAGCUCAUCUCGCGGGAUAAGACCUAUGUGCGGCGGCUGGUGAAGAUCCUGCUGCUCGGGGCCGGCGAGAGCGGCAAAAGCACUUUCCUCAAGCAGAUGCGAAUUAUUCAUGGCCAGGACUUCGACCAGAAGGCCAAAGAGGAGUUCAGGGGGACCAUCUACAGUAACAUCUUGAAGGGGAUCCGAGUCCUGGUAGACGCCAGGGAAAAGCUCCGCAUCCCUUGGGGAGACCCCGGCAACCAGCAGAACGGCGAUGUCCUGAUGAGUUUCGACACCAGGGCGUUGACCGGGGCCGCCGCGGGCCUCAUGGAGACGCGGGUUUUUCUCAAUUACUUGCCGGCCAUCAGAUCGCUAUGGGCAGAUAGUGGUAUCCAGAACGCUUACGACAGACGCAGGGAGUUCCAGCUGGGUGAAUCUGUGAAAUAUUUCCUGGACAACUUGGAAAGAUUAGGAGAUCCAGAAUAUCUUCCAACACAACAGGACAUUCUACUAGCACGAAGACCUACAAAGGGAAUACAUGAAUACGACUUUGAAAUAAAAAAUGUGCCCUUCAAGAUGGUAGAUGUGGGAGGACAAAGGUCAGAACGAAGGCGUUGGUUUGAAUGCUUUGAUGGGGUGACGUCCAUUCUGUUCUUGGUGUCUUCAAGUGAGUUUGACCAGGUGCUUAUGGAGGACCGGCAGACUAAUCGCCUGAGUGAGUCCCUAAACAUCUUUGAAACAAUAGUCAACAACAGGGUCUUUAGCAAUGUCUCCAUAAUUCUUUUCCUUAACAAGACGGACUUGUUGGAGGAGAAGGUCAAAACUGUUAGCAUCAAGGACUACUUUCCUCAAUAUGAAGGAAACCCUCAUGAGCUCUCUGAUGUCCAGCAGUUCCUGGUGCAGUGCUUUCGUGACAAACGUCGAGAUCAGCAGCACAAACCACUCUACCAUCACUUCACCACCGCCAUUAAUACCGAAAACAUUCGUCUUGUCUUCCGUGAUGUCAAGGACACUAUCCUCCACGAUAACCUUAAGCAGCUGAUGCUCCAGUGACAUCCAAUUACUUGUCACUUCUAGUGUCUGGCACUGACAGCAGCUUACACCAGAGUGAUUAAGGUUACAGUUGCUUCAAAAACUUAUGGCAGCUGCUGUAAACUGCUCAACUGAAGAAUGCCAAAUUUAUUUUUCAGACCUGGUCUUUCAAUUGCUUUUGUCCCAGUUGAGUGUUGCUGAGGGUAUUCUAAUCAAGUAAACUCUUAGGCAACCUGACAAGGUUUACGAUUUUGUUUCUUCAAAAAUGAAGAUAUGUGAAACAUUGCCAGAUAGUGCAAAGCUGUGGUGUUGAAUGUGGAAAUUGUCUUGUUAAUAUCUGCUCUCUGUCUCUUUCUCUUUCUCCCUGACCCCAAAAAGGGCUGUUACAAAGCAAAGUGAUUAUUUAUUCCAAAAAAAAAUUGUGUGUGUUACAGAAGCAGGUUAAUGACGUUUUGUUCAUGAAGAAUCCAUUUGGGAGUGAAAUUUGCUGUUGUCGCAUUCAAAUGGUUUUCAUGACUUCUCAAAAAUGUUUAAAAGUUUGCUAUUCGGCCGAUUAUUGCUAAGUGCAUCAGUCAAAGAGUGGUACAUAUAUAACCUAUAGAAAUGUGAAGCAGUCACAAUUUGCCCAAGUUAGGGUUGUGAAUAUUGGAUUUAGUAUUUGAAACCACUCCCAAAUGGAGGUUUUGCAAAACUUGUACGGUAUUUAUGUAACAUUUGCGAUGUUUACAUAUAUUUUGUCAAAAUUGUACAGAAAUGCCAAAUUUUACAGAAUUGCUUCAAUUGUUUGGAGUCUGGGCCGAGUGUAAAAGACACUUUUGAUUGAAUGGCACAGGUACAAAUACCUUAUCACCUGUCAAGUCCUAGUAAACCAAUACUCUGAAUUGUUAUACAGUGCGACUAUAAGCUUACUAAAUAUUGUGUUCAUUGGCCACUUAAUGAAAGAUUUUGACUUCAGUUAGAUGUCUAUUAAAGCAUGAUUUACAGCUUCAGCACAAGCACCACUAAACUAAUAUUGAGGAAUGAGGGCUAUUUUAUAAUUGAAUCCAGGAGGUUUUUUUUCAAUGCAAUUUAUAGUUGAAGAUUUUUCUUGGUAUUGAAGCAUUUGAUAUUACUCUAUGGCUGAAAUAAUCCUGCUGUUUAUUUAAAAUAUUAAUGACAUGAUUCCUAAAUUUGUGAUGCAAUCUAUGAUUAAUUUUUUUUGAAAAUGAGAUAUAGAAAAUUGGUUUUCACUUUAUAAACAGUUGCAACUUCAAAAUACAUUAUUUUGCAGUGUAAAUCAUGGAUAAACCAGUUUUUAAACAGUUGAACUUUUAUAAUUUGUCCUAUUUGAAUUUAGAGCUUAGAAUUCACUAAUUUAUCUGCAAACCUCUUUUCUGUUGGUCAGUAAUUACUAACAGAAGCCUUAUUAAAUCUUUCACACUUGCCAAAAUGCAAAAACAUUCUCUUUUUUGAAUACUACUUUUUACAAGUUAGUAUUAAUAGUUGCCAUGCAUAUGUAGUGAUGAAUUGCUUAAAAACCUUUGAAUAAUUUUAUAAAUUUACAAAUUUUGUUACAAUGUUCUUUAUGCCAUAUUUAAUAUUGGUAUUUUUACAGACUUCAUAAUGCAUAAUAUUUGAUUCAUGUCACUGUGGCAGGUACAGAUCUCUGAAGUCAGUUCCAUCCAGAUUGUGACAUUGUGAAGACUAGCCAUAACUGAGUUAAAUAGAAAUUCAGAAUGUGAAGAUAAAACAGGAAAUUCAUGGAACGACACAGCAAGUCAGGCAAGAGCUGCAGUCAACAUUUUAAAUUGAUAGCCUUUGUAAUGAAAAGUCAUUACUGUAACCCAAAAUAUAUAACUAUUUUUUUCGCCACAAUAACUGCUGAGUAUUUCCAGAAAGUUUACUUUUAAUUCAGAUAUCCAACAUGAGCAGCAGUUGUGUUUUUGCAUCAGAAUUUGGAGCUAACUGAAUCAUUUUAGUUGUCAGCUGUAUGAUGAGAAAACUUGUUGAUUUGCUGGACGUCAGACCCUAAAUUAACUUCCUAAAAUGUUCCCUUUUUUUUGUUGGGGGGUGGUGGGAAGAAAUCCUUUGGAAUGAAUUUGUCUGUUAACGAAAAAUUAUACACAAACUGAAGACAAUUUAUUCUUGGUCGUCUUGAACUUUGCAACUGCUUCCAAGCCUCGACCAAGAUAGAAGUAGCUCAAUAUUUACAGAAUUUUGUUAAACAUUUUGUUCAUUAAAAAAGCAAUAUAUUCUAAUUAAUGCUCUAAGUGACGGUUUACAGUGAAGAGAAUGUUUUAGAAUGUCUAGAUCCUGGAGGAAAUGUUGCUUUAUUUCUAUUUUGAAGUAUUUUGUUGCGGCACAGUCCAUAGACCUUAAUGCAAUGUACUGUGAAGUAUUAGGUGGUUGAGACUGGAGUAACUGUACCACGAUCUGAUAGGUUAUUAAACUGCAUUUUAUGAUAUUGUGCUAAAAUUUACUGUGCCUACUAUGCAACAACUUCAAAUAAUUUUUGAUCAACCUAUUUGGACACAUAUCUCGUGCAAAUUGGACUUGAACCUGGUUGACAAGAAUGCAAGAGUCUUAAUUUUCCACUAAUUAUUGCAAAUGUAUGGAAGGAGACUAUAGUGUUUCAUCUGUCUGGUCUUAAGGCCUCAUAAAAUAGCCACAUUUGUGCCAUUAACCAAAUGCAUUAAUCCUUAAAUUGAACAGAUAAUAAGUAUUAAAAUACUGAAUUUGCUGUAGCUUUUCUGAAGAAUCUAGUGUUAUGUAUGUUCUUUCAUAAUCUACUUUCCUUUUCAUUUCAUCUUUUUGAAGGCUUAUAUUGGGCCAGUUUCUCUGAUAUUUACUCCCAGUGACCACUUUUUUUUGUGAACCUGAAGAAAAAGUACACAGUGCAAUGCCUUAGUACCUGAGCUGGAUACUCUUCUCACAUCCUCAUGUACACUUACACCAGUGUUCCAAGUUUACAUUGAGGUACUGAAGGGUUGGGAUCCAAUCCAUUUGUAUCUUUCAUGAUGUUUCCCUACCUUUUUGUGGGAUGUCAUGUUCAGUUAUAGCAUCUUCCAUUAAGAUUACCUACUCAGGACUCUGAACACUGUGGAAAAACAACUUGUUAUUUGGUGCUACCCAUUGUUGAGGCCAGCAACAAUAAUUUGACUGUUUAAAAUAUUUACUGUCCUCAGUAAGCAAGUAUCAUUUGUUCAUUUUGAGAAACAUUGUACAGUGAGAUACUUAAUGCCCUUCAAUAUUUUUCUGUUCUUUAGGUUACAGAAUAUUUGAAGAUGAACUUGUAGUCACAAAUUUGGAAAAGAUUUUCAUUCUAAGUAGAAUUAAUAAUUUGUAUACGAAACUAAGCUUUAUCUCCUAAAGGCCAGUGUAGUAGUUAUCAUGUGCAGUUCAUUUCAUUGCAUUAAUGUAUCGUGCUGCCAUGCUAAACCAUGUGAAAACUACAAAAAGAUUCCUCCAACUCUGCACAAAUAACUUAGUUGGCAGUUCAGUUUCAGACAAAAAAAAGCAUUGUGCUCCUUCAUUUUUGUAAUGUAAUCCAAAUUGCAACAAGUGGUUUUGGUAAAGUCAAUGUGGUAGCAGUAGCUGGUGCCAGUUAGCAAUUGCUUAAUGUGUUGAAUGGAAUCAUGACACUCAAACUUCCCUAUUUUUCUGUUUGCAAACCUGCAAGUGCUUCAAUUAAUGACAUCUAAUUUAAUACAGACGUGGAAAAUCUUCCUGGUGGAAUUUUGAGUUUCACAUCCAGUAUAUUCUGUUUGCUUGUUUGUUCUGCAGGUAGUCUGCCAGAAACUGAGGAUUAAAACCAGUCACCCCUUGCAUACCAAUUUGCAUCUUCUAUUGUCUAUUGUUUUUCUCACAAGUCCACCAUUUUCUUCAAUGAAGCCACUGAAUUCAUUCCUGCAUCCUCACUUUGCAGAAUAGAUGUUUAGUUCCACAUUCUUAUGAAACUGUAGCAGAGUUUAACUUGUUUGAAAAUAAGAGUAUUUAGAAUUUUUGAUGUUUAAUUUGCUGUACUUUGAAAAGAUUUCAGAGUCUCCUCUGGUCACAACAAUCCUUUUGAGCCCUUUGAAUAUUUCAAGCAUUUUCUAUAGGUUCCAUUUGAAUUGUUAUUACUUAUUUCUUUUAUGACUUUCAAGAUCACUUUAAUUUGAUGAGUCGUUAAGUUUAUAGUUCUAAAGUGAUUGUGCUCUAAAGUGAUUGUGCUCCAUUGCUUCAGUUUUAUUGGCUAACUUCAGUGUCUCAAGUCGUUUGGAAUGUAUCUUUUGGCAUAUGUUUGAUCAAAGAUUUUUGUUAACACCUUAUAUUUCUAUUUCUUCAAUAGCUUUUGUAUGUUCUGUUAUUAAUUCACUCUCUAGAACUUUUGUUGUACUCAUCAAUUUCAAAACAUUCUUUCCCUUUGUCACAAUGUUUGUACUUGUCUCUAAACCCCAUUAAUUUGGAUCAUCAUAAAUUGACUUGUGUACAUACUGACCUUAUUUCUUCCUCCACAACCCACUCAAAUAAUAUUUUACCAUCGUUGUCUUUCAUGUACCUAGCCCUCAUAAUCUAGUCAAACCAUUUCUCUUUAGUCAGUUGACAGGUUUUUUUUUCAGUUUCAUCAUACUCUGGUAUAUUCUUUCCCUUUCUAUUUCAAUUCUGUUUCUAUUCUUUUAUUCAGCUCUCAUUUGUCACCCUCUCCUUGUCAUUUUCUUUACUAUUUUAGCAAUACUUUCUUUAUGCACAUGCUUUUCCAUUUGAUUUCUUGUUCUGAGUCAUCUGUCUGUUCUGUUUCUGAUCAGGUACUGAUGGUAAACAAGCGAAUGUUGUUAAUUGUUUUGCCAAAUUUAUGUUUAUCUAGCCUGAACCUAAUUUCCACAUUUCUAUAUAGACUUGCUUCACUGUCAUUUUAAAUAAUUCAAAAGAACUUUAGGGAGUGUUUUUUCUUAUUUGGCUUAUUUUUAUAGGUCCCAAUUGUGUUUGCAUGAAAUAUUGAAUGAAAUGCACUUUUCAGUAAACCUAAGAGGUUAGAAAACAUUUUUUUCAUUUUAAUAUACCAAUAUGUUAGUUAUAUAAACCACAGCAAUCUUAAACCUAAAAUCUAAUCAUGAUUAGAAUUAUUUUCAAAAGGUUGUUACUGUUUCCACAAAAAAAAAACAAAAUACUGGAAAUAUUUGGCAGGUCAGAUAUUAUUUGUGGAGCAAGAAACCGAGCUAGUGUUGCAGGUCAGUUCUCUUAAGUUCCAUAUGUCUGCCUGCCGAGUAUUAACAGCAUUUUCUGCUUUUAUUUCUGAUCGUCAGAAUCUGCAGUAUUGUAUUUUUGUACUAUGUACCAGGACUGGGUUCAACUAACAAGAACAGUUGCUUGCUAUAUGAUGUAAUGCCUUUUUCUUUUUGCAUUAUUUAAAAUCAAACUUUUUAUUUUCUAUCUUGUGGUGCAGUGCCAAUAUAUUCCAAAUUAUUGCAAAAGUACUGUUUCCAUUUUCAUAUGCUGGCAAUAGCAAAUGGACCUGAUAUGUAUCAGUAAUAUUUGGGAAGUUGUGUGUACACAAAUUGAUGUCUAUCAGUCGGUAAUGAAACUCCUCAGUACCAGCUUUAGCAGUGUUGUAUUUAUACUGCACGGGUUCUAUCAGUGAAAAUUUGUUGAGUGAAACAGCGAACACAUUGUGGUAUCUGCAACUCAUAACUACUGUAAUAUAGUUAGGUUACAAUUAUAUUUUAAACUGUUACUUUGUCAAGGACUAUAUCAUAGAUUUUACUUCAUGUAUAGAGAUACUGUAUUAGGUCAUUUGGGCUGCAAUAAUAAAAAUAUUAACAUAGAAAUGUUGCACCUUGACAAGGACAAAACAAACUGACGAUUUCAAGUUUUAUUUAAUAAAUCACAACACCUGAAUGGAAAAUGAUAUCGGUAGCUAACUUUGCAUACAGAAUCCUUUUGUGCAUUGUAAGAGCAGGUGUAUCUACAAACUAAACGUCACAAAAAGUAUUUUCCCUUCAGUGUAUAUGAAGUACAACAGAACAUUGAGCUAUAAAUAUCUGUUUACCAUACCCUGACAUAACAAAUCUAUUGUAUGAGUUCAUACAUUAUAAUGUUUCUUUGGAGUAGAAUUCUGAUAUACAAGUGACGGCAUAUGAAUAUGCUUAUAAAUGUUGGUUUGCAGGUUAAUGUAUAAAUCUGAGCUAUGAAGUUACUGAAACUUGUGCACUGCUCAAUUUUUUACUUGUUUUUAAUUCAGUGGUUUGACAUUCUGUUGGUCUGCAGGAUUUUGUUUCACUUUUCUCUAUAGAUAUUUCUCUUGAGAGUUCUGACUUUUGCUGAGGUACUAUUUUGUGGAUGCCAAUAGCCUUCCAGUACCAGGCCUUUAUAAUCAUGUGUAAGCAUACAUGUGUUGCAGACUGUUCUGUGGAUGCAUCAUGGCCAAAUUAGACGUCUUCUGCAGAUGUGAUUCCAGAGUUGUGAUCACUUAGUUUGUAAAAUUCAUGCAAAAAUUAAUUGAAAAUGAUCGGGAAAAUCUUAAUCUAUUUAAUUAGCAUUCCUGUCUUUUUCUGCACUGAGCUUGGUCAGAAGAUUUUAAAAAUUGAGAAAAUUGCAAAACAAGAUCUUGAUACUUAAAGGGCUUACUGCUUACCCCCUGUCUUUGCUUCUCCAAUCACCAACCCCAACUCCCUGACAGACACAAGCUGGUUAUGUUUCUUUUAAAUUAAAACAUAGAUACUAGAAAUACCAAGCAGGUCAAACAGCACAUUUGAAAACAGGAACAGUUAAUAUUUUAAGGUCAGUAAUCUUUUGUUUGAAACUUCUGAGAAGUUGUCAUCAAGCUGAAACUUUUGCUGUCUGUGUGUGCUGCCUGACAUGAUGUUUCAAGUGUUUGUGUUUUAUUUCAAGUUUCUAGAAUCAUAUUUUGUUUUGUGUUGUAAAUGCUGGAUGCCUCAUUUUUGCUUAGUAGCCAUUUUCAUCUGUUAAUUUGAAUAGGCUCACCAACCAUGACCUCAUCACACAGCUAAAACCCAUUCCUAUCAUUACCCGGUGUGCAAUAUUCAGCAAAAGUUACACAUUCAUCAAUUGUGAAUUUUUUGGAAAUUUUAUUCUUCGUUUCUUUUAACCCAAUUAUAAUAUUUCCCAACUGAGAUCAAAUACAUUGACACAAAGUAGGAAUGAAACCUAGGACCUUGAAUAUCUGAUUUGGUGUUCCAUCAAAUGGUGCCUUUAUUCAGGACUUGAAAAGGGAGGUUCCUGCAGUCUUACAUUGCUUGUAUAUUGCCAAAUCCUCAAAAAUAAUGUUGUGCCCCUUCAUAGAUCAAAAACUACUUGAUUCUAAAUACUUUUAAGAUGGUAACAUUUGAAAUAGCCAGGAAAGAAACAGACAUCUAUGUUGACAAAAUGAUGAGAUAAUCAAAGUUUUGACUUUUUUUUUAGUUUAGCUCUUUUAAAAAACAUUUAUUUGGCUACAGGUAUUUCUGUUUCAGUUCUUCAUUCCCAUGUUUGGCAACUUUCCCCAAUUUUAAAAAUAUUUUGCAUUCUUUUUAAUUCAUACUGUCUUUCAUUAGUAUCUCUGAUUCAUCACUAAUGCAGUAUUCAAUUAAAAUUUGGUAUGAGUUAAUUUGAUUUAGCAUGAAACAAGAUGUGUAAGAUCAAGUGAUUUACAUGAUAUUUUUCACUUGACAUUACGAUUGGUCUAUCAGCCGUGGUGCAUCUUGACAGAAAGAUACUGCAAGAAGAAUUCAUGGGCUUUCUGUAUAUUUUGAUGUGUGCCAACAUGGUCAUAUUGCUUGUGUAUAAAAUUUAAAAUAAAUUUUAAAUUAAAAUUGAUUAAAUUUUUAAAAGCAUGCACAUUUCUUUACAGCUACGUACAAUGUAUUCCAUUAACCUAGUUAAAUCCUUGUCUAUCCCUUAAUUUCAGUGGCAUUACUUGAAAAUAUUUUGAGCAAUAGCAUUGCAUUUGUGGAAAAUCAGCUGUCAGAACACACAUUAAUUCAGCAGUCAUGGUUUCAAAGCAGCAAAACUGGUUAAAUAGUGCUUUAGCGAAAAGUAUAAUUUUAACUAUUCACUUAAAAUAGUAUAAUUGUGUAGGAAAAUUGUGGUUACUUUUUAAUACCUUCAUGGAUUUGGGGAAUUGGACUGAAUCCUUUACAUCAUUUGCCUUUACUUUGUUGUAUAUUUUCUUUUGUUCAGAAAUGGCAGUAAAUUAUUCAGAUUGGAAAGCUGAAAGUAACUUCUUGUUUUGGUUUAAUGCUUUAGUUACUAAUAGUGAUGCUCUUCCCAUUAUACUGUAUUUGUAUAUUGCUCUGUACAUACAAUGCAGAAAGUUUGUCUUUGCAGCCAAUAAUGCCUUGUAUAAAUUUACUGACGUGUAUUAAACACAUUUACAACUUA
Messenger RNA from Chiloscyllium plagiosum (whitespotted bambooshark), 9808 nucleotides. RefSeq names its product guanine nucleotide binding protein (G protein), alpha 13a (gene gna13a). Gene Ontology annotation, cellular component: heterotrimeric G-protein complex; cytoplasm; brush border membrane. Gene Ontology annotation, molecular function: GTPase activity; guanyl nucleotide binding; G-protein beta/gamma-subunit complex binding. NCBI's taxonomy places the organism in Eukaryota, Metazoa, Chordata, Chondrichthyes, Orectolobiformes, Hemiscylliidae. Gene Ontology annotation, biological process: Rho protein signal transduction; adenylate cyclase-activating G protein-coupled receptor signaling pathway. The record is from RefSeq and is a predicted model, not a curated record.